This is a messenger RNA of Helobdella robusta, 1272 nucleotides long. RefSeq lists its product as hypothetical. The coding region runs from base 73 to 1272 and encodes 399 amino acids. The record is from RefSeq and is a predicted model, not a curated record. Lineage: Eukaryota; Metazoa; Annelida; Clitellata; Rhynchobdellida; Glossiphoniidae. The transcript is spliced from 4 exons.
UUUUUUUUUGAGUGAGCGUAAAAUUAGUCAUUAAAAGUCCUUUUUUUAAAAACAUCUUUUCAAUAUUUGAGAAUGAAUGAACAGUCGGACCUUUUAGGAACGUACUCAUCUCCUUUUGGUUCUAAAUCAAUUUCACACUUGAAGACAACAAAAUCCGGAACGGGAAAUGGACCCGACAACUUAACUACCACUACCACUACUAAUUCUAAUACAAACAAAAACAAGAAACCCGUGGACAACAAUAAUAAAGAGAACGAAUUUGAUCAGCUGAAGAUGAUGAAUAGAUUUAAUGCAUUGAGUGGUGCUGUCGCCCCAUCACCAUCAUGUGGUGGUGGUCACUCUUCAUCUUCUGCUUCUGAUGAGAAGGUUGGGGAGUACACACUGGAGGCCGUCGAGUUGCUUGAUGUUGAAAAUCUUCUCAAUAAUGUUAAAGAUCCAUGGCUAGAUUUUGAUUUAAAAAGUGAAGUAGAAAAUGAUUUUGAUCUGUCUUCAUGGUUAAACGAUGGCUUGAAAUUGGAAGAAAGUAAUUCUAAAAAACCAUUAAAUAAUCAACUUGGCAAAUCACCUCAGAAGACAGCAUUUGCAAGACAGACUAGCAAUUUAAAAAAUGGCUUACGACCUGAUCCCGGGACCAGGUCAGGCAUUUCUAGCAAACAAUCCACUUGUGUUGGUGAUGUGGAAGAUAGAUGCAUCCUUCCUGAACAGGCAAUUCAACAUACAUUAAGCAACCAUAACUUCUAUUCAUCUUCUACCACGAGUCCUGAGAUCAAAACAAAUUCAAGACCAGAAGCAUAUAAGCAGCACAAACAUGGCUUUCUCACAUUUGGUGAUGUGAAAAGUGAAUUUGGAAUAAGAAAAUAUACUGAAUAUUCAACGAAAGAUGAAACAGAAUUGAAUAGAACAUUCGAUGUAAUAAGUGGUCAUCAAGAAGAAGUGAACCACAGCCAGAACAACAAUGAUGACAGCCAGCAGGACAACAGAGGGGAUCCCCACACACCAUCCGCUCCCACACAUGGGUCACUUUUAAACAAAUCAUUUGAUGAUGUCAUCUCCGUGGUGACCUCAUCAGGUGACUUCCAAUCAAGUCCCUCAGGCCAGAAAAACAUCAGCAAGUCGCAGGACAUGGCGUCAUUAUGGAUGGGUGGCAUGGGUAGAGAUUCUCUGACGAAACUCAACGACAUCAAGGAUGUCCAGAAUGUGGCUCGCAUGCAGGCAGACCGUCAGGGUGUUGAAUCAUUUAAAUUCCUCAUUGAACUUGUAGGUGAACGGUGA